Arabidopsis arenosa is the source of this 1836-nucleotide messenger RNA. The record is from the annotation of a GenBank genome assembly. NCBI's taxonomy places the organism in Eukaryota, Viridiplantae, Streptophyta, Magnoliopsida, Brassicales, Brassicaceae.
CAAUCUAACGCCGCCGAAUCAAAAUCAACUUCUUCCCCAAUUCAAUUCUACUUUCUGGGUCUUCGUUGAAAUCCCUGAUCUCUCUGUUGUUACCUUCCCAUGGGAUGGUCACUAAUAAUUCUCAAAAGAGCAACUUGGGCAUGACAAAGUCCAUGAAUUUCUUUCAGAAUAUCAUCAAACCUUUCAAACGCAACUCCAAUCGAGGUCUUGAAGAUGAUAUUGAGCGAAUUGCAGCUAUGGAGCAAAAAGUUUUCCCAUUUCAAGUUUUAGUUUCCGCUACUAAGGAUUUUCACCCGACCCAUAAACUCGGUGAAGGUGGAUUUGGUCCUGUCUUCAAGUAUGUCGUAAACGAGAGCCUCGACAAGGUUCUAUUCAAAUCCAACAGAAAAUCGGAGAUAGAUUGGAAGCAGAGUGGUUAUAUGGCGCCAGAAUAUGUAAUGCACGGGGUUCUAUCGGUAAAGGCAGACGUAUUCAGCUUUGGGGUUUUGGUUCUGGAGCUCGUAAGUGGACAGAAGAACUCGAGUUUUAGUAUGAGACACCCUGACCAGACUCUUCUUGAAUGGGCAUAUAAGUUGUACAAGAAAGGCAGGACCAUGGAGAUACUAGACCCAGAUAUAGUAGGUUCAGCUGAGCCGGAUCAAGUCAAACUCUGCGUACAGAUCGGACUACUCUGCGUUCAAGGCGAUCCGCAUCAAAGACCGCCCAUGAGACGGGUAUCUCUACUUCUCUCGAGAAAACCAGGACAUCUAGAAGAACCGGAUCAUCCUGGUGUCCCGGGAUCCAGAUACCGUCGUCGAACACAUCGUCCUUCAGGAGCAGCAUCACUUGGAACAUUGUCGACCACUGGUUCCAGCACAGAUUCUUUCGGUUCGAACUUGAACACAAACACCGGAACAGGUGGUAGAGGUACCCCCGCAUCUUCUAAAACUACUACUCGGAGUAAUGCCACUAGAAGUGCUGGUCAGAGCUCUAGCUCAGACCCUAACGGGAAACGACAUAUGAGACAACAUUAUCUCUCGGACUACCUUGAAGACAAUAUGAGAAGCCUUCUCCUCCGGACUACGAUUUCAAGUCUCUCUCAGUCCCAACGUCUGUUACCUUUUUGGAUAGUUUGGAGACUAUGGCGGUCAAGGAAUGAUUUUCUGUUUCGCAAGAUAACAAGAACUCCACAAUCUGAAGCAACUAAGGGGACAAAUGAAGCAACUGAAUGGUUGGAUGCCAAUAUCAACUCCGAAGUUGACAGCAACAGUACUUCACCACGGACUACUCCCAGUGAUAAAUGCUCCCGAUGGUCGCCUCCACCAAUUGGUUGGCUGAAGUGUAAUUUCGAUAGCGGAUACAAGCAAGGGCAAUCCUUUACAAAUACGGGCUGGGUGAUAAGGAACAGUGAUGGGAAAGUACUUCUUUCGGGAUGUGCAAAACUUAGUUCUUCUACCUCUGCAUUGCAGGCCGAAGCUUUGGGUUUCUUACAUGUUCUUCACGUAACUUGGUCUCAAGGAAUGCGUCAAAUUUGGUUUGAAAGCGAUAGUAAAGAACUGACUUCCAUCAUUAACAAGUGUGAGGACCAUUCGCAGAUUGGCACUCUACUUCAAGACAUUCGAUAUUGGAUGGCAAAGCUCCCACUUGCAUCUUUAGAUCAUGUUAACCGAGAACGAAACAGUGCCGCGGAUAAAAUGGCUCAUCAAGCUAUAACUAUGAACUCUUUAUAUAAUGUGUACUCUGUUCCUCCUUCUGUUCUAAUUCCUUAUUUGUAUCAACCUUACACAAUCUAAUAAAGCUUCAGGUGUUAAAAAAAAAAAAAAAAAAAUUGAUGUAAAUUAAACUGAAAUUAGUGGG